AAGAAAAUGCCAACUAAUAAUUUGUCCUCAAUUAUAGACAAGUCUAAUCUAAUAAUAAUACGCAAUAAUAGAUGAUGUUAUCACUUUCCUCGCUUCUUUGUACUUGUGUUACAUUUCCACACUCCCUUCUCAUCUCAUUCUAAUUCUAACAAAACAACACCAUGGCCCAAGAACGCGGGAGUGAAAACCCAGAUCAACCAUCACUCCCAACCCGACCCGUCGGCGGCACCGAAUACGGCUGGUGCAAAGCCGUUCCCGGCGGCACCGGUUCCACCGUCCUAAGUCUCCUUCUAUCUAAACCUCCACAAAUCCCUCAUCUCCAAAACGCCCUCCACAAACUCCAAAUUUCCCAUCCAAUCCUCCGUUCAAAGAUCCAUUUCGACACAACCACCAACACUUUCCAAUUCGUAACUCCUCCAAAUCCUCGCGUUCAAAUCCAACCCUUCGAUCUUCAAUCAACUUCCCAAAUCCUCCAAACACAAGCUAACGAUCAUGAUUCAAUCGAUCCUUUCCAUGCUUUACUCGAACACGAGAUGAACCGUGACACGUGGCGAGAUCCUAAUGAUGUAGAUGUUAUGUAUGCUAGUACGUAUACGAUUGAUGAGAAACGGUUUGCGGUGUUUUUGCGGUUGCAUACGUCGGUUUGUGACCGUGCUGCGGCGGUUGCGUUGUUGAAGGAAUUGUUGAGGCUUGUUGCUGGAAGAGGUGGUGAAGAUGGUGGUGGAGGUGAAGUUAAGGGUGGUGAGAAGGUGAAUCUUGCAAUUGAGGAUCUGAUUCCUGAAGGGAAGAAGAAUAAACCGUUUUGGGCGCGUGGGUUUGACGUGCUUGGUUACUCGCUUAAUGCGUUUAGGUUUUCGAAUUUGAGUUUUGUGAAUGCUGAUCCUCCUCGAAGCUCUAGGAUUGUGAGGUUGCAACUGAAUGCUGAUGAAACCAAGCGGCUUCUAGAUGGGUGCAAAUCAAGAGGAAUUAAACUUUGUGCGGCACUUGCAGCAGCUGUAAUGCUUGCGACAUGGAUCUCUAAGCGCCUUCCUGAUUAUCAAACCGAAAAAUAUGCUGUAGUAACACUCAUGGAUUGUCGCCGACUUCUCGAUCCAGUACUUCCCAGCAGCCAUUGUGGAUUUUACCAUUCUGCCAUUUUAAACACUCAUGAUGUGUCCGGAGAAUCCUUAUGGGAGUUGGCAAAGAGAAGCUAUGCAUCUUUUGAAAAUGCUGUAAAUUACAACAAGCAUUUCUCAGAUAUGUCUGACCUGAACUUCCUCAUGUGCAAGGCCAUUGAUAACCCUGGUUUGACACCAUCGUCAUCCCUUAGAACUGCAUUGGUCUCUGUUUUUGAAGACCUUGUCAUUGACGAGUCAACUGAAAUGCAUGAAGAACUUGGAUUGGAAGACUAUUUGGGUUGCGCUUCCGCACAUGGUGUUGGCCCAUCCUUAGCCAUGUUUGAUGCCAUACGGAAUGGAAAGUUAGAUUGUGCUUGUAUAUAUCCUUCACCCCUUCAUUCAAGAGAGCAGAUUCAAGGACUAGUUGAUCAUAUGAAGAGAAUACUUGUGGAUGGUUGUAACAGUGAAAAUCAAUAAGUUGAUCAAUAAUUUAACUAUGAGCAUGUGGUGAAAAUUUCAUUGACCAAUUCAUAAGCUUUGUUGCCUCUUCAUUUUCAGUUUGUGGUAAUUACCUUCUCCGGAUAUGCAGAUUAUUUCUCUGCUCUGAAAUGGUCUCAAGAAAUGAGAGGUUUAUUGAUUUAUUUCAGGCUGAAACUUCAACAAUUAUGAUUGACUCAAGUUACUAUAAUGCUCUCACACACACUUGCAUACUUAUCACUUAGGGUAUGUUUUGGAGUUGGAUUUUGGAAGGUAGGACUUUGGAGGGAUAAGUCUAUAUUUCAAAACAAAUUUUCUUUGAAUAAUAAGCCACUUAUGCAAUUAUUUUUAAUUUGCAAAAUCCAUUGUGAAUGUAUAGAAUCCAUUGUACUGAUGUAAACCACCAAACAGGCCAAUCUAGAAGGUCUUUGUCAUUAUUACUACUUAUAUAAGGAAACAUGAACAAGUCCUUUUCCAUGUUA
Molecule: messenger RNA, 2056 nt
Organism: Trifolium pratense (red clover)
Lineage: Eukaryota; Viridiplantae; Streptophyta; Magnoliopsida; Fabales; Fabaceae
Exons: 3
Coding region: 162-1574 (470 amino acids)
Source: RefSeq, a predicted model, not a curated record